AAACCUUAAUAUUUCUUCUUCAAAUUUGUAUUUCGUCUUUUUGGUCUCUGUGUCUGCCAAAAUGUAUUUCUGUCUUCUAGAUAUAUACACUAUAUACAGAAACUAGGGACUAUGGAACUCAAGUGAGCCAAGAAAAAACACUCCAUUUCGAUGGAGAAUUAUCCGGAAACACAGUUUCUUCCCGGGAAUUCAAUGAUCCAGAAUGCUACAGUUUCUUACUCUGAGGGAUUAGCCGGUAGAGAAAGAACUGAAGCUAACAAUGUCUCAGCCUCACAAGAGAGGCAAGCAUUGUCAAGAUUUGGCGGAAUAACGCAGAUGCAGAAUAUUGAUCAAGAUUUCGGUUCUUGGAGAGAUCAAGCGAGUGACAGGAACGGUUUCCAGCUAAUGAGCGCGAUGGCAGGUGCCACGGGGAUUCUUCAGACUGGUCAGGGACUGUCCCUUAGCCUUGGUUCACAGAUUCUUCCUGGAAUUCAUCAAAUGAGCCAUCAAAAUAUGGCGCCGAGAGCCGAGCAUUUCAGAGGCAAUGAAUAUGCAACACAGAGCUUUCCAAGCGGGAAUCAGAAUUUGGAUCUUGUGAGAACAAUUCCCAACUCAAAGUAUCUCAAGGCGGCUCAAGAGCUUCUAGAUGAGGCUGUUAAUGUAAGGAAAGCUCUAAAGCUGUUUCAAGCAGAGGGAGAUAAAAACAAUGAGAACCCUCAAGAACCUAAUCAGAACACUCAAGACUCGAGUACGAAUCCUCCUGCAGAAAUAUCUCAGUCGGAGAGACAAGAAAUGCAGAGCAAGUUGACAAAACUCUUGUCAAUGUUGGACGAGGUGGAUAGAAGAUAUAAGCAAUAUUACCAGCAGAUGCAGAUAGUUGUAUCCUCGUUCGAUGUGAUAGCAGGUUAUGGAGCAGCAAAACCAUACACAGCACUCGCCCUUCAAACAAUUUCUCGCCAUUUUCGUAGCCUAAGGGAUGCGAUAUCCGGACAAAUCCUCGUGAUACGGAAAUGCCUUGGGGAACAACAAGAUGGAUCAGAUGGGAAAAGAGUUGGGAUAAUAAGCCGGCUUAAGUACGUUGAUCAACAUUUAAGACAGCAAAGAGGUUUUAUGCAACCUCAAGCGUGGAGGCCUCAACGCGGUCUACCUGAAAACUCUGUUUUGAUUCUUCGUGCUUGGCUCUUUGAGCAUUUUCUUCACCCUUACCCAAAGGAUUCUGAUAAGAUCAUGCUAGCAAGACAAACGGGCUUGAGCCGCGGUCAGGUUUCAAACUGGUUUAUAAACGCACGAGUGCGUUUAUGGAAGCCAAUGGUGGAGGAGAUAUACAAGGAGGAAUUCACAGAGAAUGAUUCCAACUCUUCUUCCGAAAAUACACCAAAAAUGUCUGAGAUAGGACAUGCUGCUGCUGAUGAUGAAGAUCGAGCUCAAGAGCUUUCACAAGACCAGACCAAACCGGACCAUGGACAUGGAUAUGGUGAGGAAACUCGUGGCAUGGUCGUCCAAGGCAGUCAUAUGGAUGGUCGCCGGUUCAUGGCAGUUGAGCCUACAUAUCAUGUGGCUGAUAUGUCAAGAUUGGGUCGUGGUGAUGUGUCCUUGACUCUAGGGCUUCAAAACUCUCAAGGACAUGGUAAUGUUGUGGCUAUGUCUAGUGAGGCAUACAACAACUUUUCCGGGGUAGAUAUUUACGAGAAUGCCAUCCCGGGAGCUGAAAUGGAGUAUGUAAACCCCGGAAGUCGCCAGAACCAGAUUAAUUCUUCACAAUUGGUACAUGAUUUUGUAGCUUGAAGAAGUAAGCAAUGGAGAGGAAUAAAGCGUAGGUGUUAUGAUCAGUCUCAAUUCUCUAGUGGAAAGAAAGUUGGUCAGAAGAAAAAGUUUUAGAAAUAUUUGUAUAAAGUAAACAUUCUUUU
Arabidopsis arenosa is the source of this 1886-nucleotide messenger RNA. Lineage: Eukaryota; Viridiplantae; Streptophyta; Magnoliopsida; Brassicales; Brassicaceae. The record is from the annotation of a GenBank genome assembly.